Molecule: messenger RNA, 8851 nt
Organism: Blastomyces gilchristii SLH14081
Lineage: Eukaryota; Fungi; Ascomycota; Eurotiomycetes; Onygenales; Ajellomycetaceae
Product: autophagy-like protein 2
Exons: 5
Coding region: 563-7051 (2162 amino acids)
Biological process (GO): reticulophagy; autophagy of mitochondrion; piecemeal microautophagy of the nucleus
Cellular component (GO): phagophore assembly site; extrinsic component of membrane
Molecular function (GO): phosphatidylinositol-3-phosphate binding
Source: RefSeq, a predicted model, not a curated record
GAGCAAUUGUAGUAGGCUGAUGAUGAUAAGAAAAAUAGUAGUAAUACGAUGUUGGUGGCGUUCAUAGCGUAUGACCUCUUGUAUUUCCCAACAACUCAGAGGUGAGUGAGUAACUAAGCAGCAGCACGAGUAACUAGUGAUUGCGUUUUCAGAGGAGUUUGCAUGGUUUGAUGGCCGCAGCGAAUCAAACCGGUCCAGCAAUGCAACGGCGAUUGAUGACGCACCGAGACACCAAACCCCAACGUCUCCCAGGCGGCUGCUUGUUCGUCCUGGCUUGUUUGUGAUUAGCUGGACUUGCAGCGGAACAAAAGGAAUACAGUUCGUUCAAAUAAACGGGGCUAUCUAGCCUGCCUGCCUCCUCUCCAUUUCUGCCGGCCCUUCCCAUGGCCACAUACUUCCUGUGUCCUCCAGGCUACUUUCCACCACCACCAGUGUCUAGCCCACUUCAUUCAACCGACGCCCAACUCCAUCCAACAUAGUUGCCCCCAUGUUACGAGGACUUCUCCAUGAUAUGCUUUAAUUCCCUGUGAGCCAGGAGGCUCUAAAAUCCCCUUAGCCCGCCAUGUCAUACUUUCUUCCCUCAUUUUUCCAGAAGCGACUGCUGAGAUAUGCGUUAUCGCGACUGGAGCUGGUCGACACUGACGCCCUUGACUUAGAGAGCUUGGGCAUCAGAUGGGGGCAGCGGAGCACUUUCGAACUGAGGGAUAUUGGUCUACGGCUCGAGAAGCUGUCUUCGGUCCUGCGAUUACCUCCAUCCUGCAAGCUCACGAAGGCUACGGUUUCGCUCAUCCGCGUGACGAUACCCGCGGAUAUAUACAGCAGCAGUAUCGUCGUCGAAGUUGAAAAUGUACAAGUAAACUUGAAGUUGCUCUCGGAUGAGACUCCUUUAGGCGGAGAUAGUCACGAGACCUCCGGGGCUUCUGGGCUAUUCAAAAGCCCCAUCGCGAGUGAUCCCCCUGCACCCCAACCCCAUAGUCAUGACCAAUCUAGUGAGAAGGCUAGAAUACUUCCGUCCACCACGGAUCUUGCUCAAUCUUUCCUUGAGUCGGAACCCAAGGAAGAAAAAGCGGAGCUGGAAGCCGCUAUUUCGUCCCAAUCGCAAUAUUCCCAGAGCUCUGAUGGCCUCAGCGAUGAUGGAGAGGAGGAGCUCGGUAUUGGAGUCGAAGAUGGCAUGUCAUUGCCUGGCUUUGUUGCUGGGUUUUUCCAAGGUGUUGCUAAUCGCCUCCAGUUGAAGAUCAAGGAUAUGACUUUCAAAAUCGACAUGGACCUGCCUCAUGAUAGAACGUCGAAUAGUUCGCAAGAUCUAACGGUAGAUCCUAUUACGGCUGUGUUUACAGUCCAGAAUAUAUCCAUAGACAGCGUGGCCUCAUCCCUGGAGGAGGGACCAGAGUUGAAGGCUGGUAAACGUUUUAUAUGCCUCUCACAGAUUAACUUGAUGAUCCUUGCGGAUGCGGGAGUGUUCUCGAGCUAUUCUCAUUUCACCCCUCCUUCUCUUGAAUCUCCUUCUACCACUCAUUCCACUCAUUCUACCCAUUUCGUCCAUUCGGAUCUUAGCCACACACCACUGAGGGUCUCCUCCCCAGCGCCCCCCUCCUCUUCCUCUGAUUCGUGUCUUGCCAUGUCGCGUGGAACUAUCCUAGACCAGCCUUCCAUAUUGGAAGAUACCGAUCCCAUUCCCCAUCUUCAGGAUUCAAUUUAUACGGACGAUGGCAAGUUCUCGGAUGCUGGGUCAGAAUGUGAAUACGGAAAUGGAAAUUAUUUUGACCAUACUCGUCCGGCGCCCGAGAGCAAGUAUAAUGAAAAUCCACUGGAUAAUUCUGGCUAUCUCGAUGAAGCUAUACGAUCCCACCUUGCUGAUGAACUUGAAAACUCUACUCUGUCAAUUGCUCAUUCGACCGACUCUGUGGACGAACCCUCUGGGGAUACCCCUCGGCCACAGAGCUCAACCUCCUUACCCGACGAUCAUAUGUUCCAUUCAAUGGAAAAUUCCACUGUUUCUAUAAGCUCUCCAUCUCAGCAUUUAGAAACAGCCUCAGUUGAACGCCAGAAUGAAUCUUCAGAUCCCGAUCGGGACGAGCUUGAGACUUCUGUUUUGGAUAGCGCGCCCCAUAUACAGGAACCAAGCGGAUCCGAGCCUAGUAACCCGCAACAGAAGCAUUCAGAACCUGAUCCCGUCGUCGAAGACUUGUCGAAAUCUAGAAUAUUUACGCAUGAAGAAGCAACAAGUAUGUAUAUGAGUGUGAUGAGCUCGAUAUCGGCUGGUUCUGGAUCUCUGCCUGAUAUGCCUGGAGGGUGGGAAUCACCAAAAUAUGAGAGUACCACGAGAGCCGCUCCUUCUCUCGCCCCGACUUCGUCGAUGGGUAUUGAUCCCCUUUCAACGGCUUCAGAAGGGACGCCGAAAGCCAAGCCAGUUGUUGAAGUGGAGCAUGAUGGUCGAGAUACUUCAGAUGAUUUAGGAAGUCCCCUACUGCCAAUCACAAAUCAACCGGGCGCUACAGUACCCGAAAUGCAGUUUCAAGAUUUACCAGAUUAUACACCUAAGGUUGCCAAAAGGGUCCUUGAAAUUGAUGAACUCUCCCUAUGGUUACCGUCCCUUGACAAACAAAGUACGAAAGCUCCGGAUGCAUCGAUAGAAAGCCACCAAAGAAAAGAAUUUGACCACAUGGAGACGUCAACGACCAGCUGUGCAGAUUCGGUCGCUGGUGAUGGGCCUAGUUCUUCUAAAAAUCGGCUUUCUCGGCAGCCCUGGAGAGCAUCGACUUCUUCCCAAGCACCUCCCCCCGACGUGACCUCCCCAGAAAAAGUAGAUACUCGUGCCUCGGGACUGCACGAUGGGACGAUUUUAGCUCGUGUUUCUAGUAUUACUAUUGAGUUUGACAUCGCUUGUGGAUGUCUUUUGGCCAAGAUGGGUAGAAGGCUCGUUUCUACUUGGAAUCUCAACGGCGGUAGAGAGGAAUCCCGAAGUGAGAGUAGUAACACGACAGCCUUGCCAUUAGAUCUCACGCUCACAAGCUGCUCUGUCAGAUUCUUGGAACAUCUUCCUCUCCAUCAUUUUGCUCUUGACGUUACAAACCACCAGGAUAAUUCUUCUGCUAAGGAGAUCAUCCUACGCGUAGCAUUAUCAGGGAUAAACUUCAAGUCGUUAGUUCGAGGUGACAGCUCGGAAUUUACCUUUAAUGUCACAAAGUUCACCUUUGGCCACGCGUCGGAAGAUAUUAUAUCAUUUGACGAAGGACUAAAAAUGCGCGAUUCCAUCCGAGAUGAUUUCCAUUCGAAGCAAGGAGACAUUUCAUUAUCGGUGGUUUCAACGAAGCAGGACACCAGAGUGGACUUAUUAACCCUUCCUGUCCAUCUUGCAUUCAAUCUUGAACGGCUUGACGAAACUUUGAGUUGGUUUGGCGGCUUAAGCACUAUUUUGGAGGUAGGCAAUUCAAUUGCCUCAACCUCCACCAUAAAAGGAGGCAAAGCUGAUCCGAGCCAACGGCCUCGUGGUGUACAUUUUGAAGUAACUCCUUCCAAGGCCCCAUAUUUACCGGUGGGGAGCCCCGGAGCUAAUCCUACCUCCUGGAAAAUCAAUACUCGAAUGAAAGGCUUUGUCAUGACUUUACAAGGAGAGCAGUGCAGCGUGAAACUUAAAACAACCGCCAUCAAGAUUGUGAGUCGGUCAGCAGGAAUAACAGUUCAAAUCGACAAAGGAAAAUUGACUGGGCCUAUCCUGAAUGGCGAUUAUAAUCCUGAAACUAGCGCUAUUACCAAUUUGUUGAAUAUUCGCGCCCAGUUUAUGUUUGCGCCAACGGAGGAGGACCUGGAUCGACUCCUCCUACUUCUGACUCCUUCCAAAGACAAGUACGAUGAAGACGAUGACAUAAUGCUUGACACUUUGUUCAGACAGAGGAAACAAGGAGCCGUGCUUCGAUUAACUGUUGGAAACCUCAAGGCAGAUUUUCCGCAUCCGGAGAUGCUCAAACCUUUAUCAAGCCUCGGAAAUGAGCUGGCUAGACUCUCUACAGUCACGAAAUAUCUUCCGCAGGAUGAUAGGCCAGGAAUACUUACCUUAAUCCUUGUCCGAGAAUGCUCUUGUGGAGUUGCAUUAGGUGGAGGGAUAGGUGAUAUCGAAAUUACUUCUGCCGGAAUGGAAGCCGCACAUGUUGGUAUUCCAUCGCUGAUGGCGGCUCGUGUGUCUUCACUCGCGAUCACACGGAAUGAUGAGGAGGAACUCGUUGGGGAAGCUGUAAACUCCCAAGACGAAAUUAACAUUACAGCCCUGCCCAUGAUAAUGGCGAGGUUUAUUGCAGAUGAAAUGGAUCCAACCGUCAAGAUAAAGCUCCACAACGUCCGUUUUGAAUAUAAUGUUCCUUCAAUCGUUGCUUUUCUCGGACUUGACAACGACAUGAGUGCUGAAGAUUUUGCUGCUAAUCUUGCAAAUUCCGUUGUCAAUUUGGCUGAGCUAAAGUCCCAAGUGGCGACAAGUCAUCGGCUGACACAAUCCUCAAUGAGCUCCGGAAGCUCCAGACCCUCAUCACCGGUUCCAUCAAAGUUAUCGGUGAUUUUGAGAGACUGCUUAGUUGGACUGAACCCUCGAAAAUCCCCGGCCAGGGGAGUUAUGGUUUUCACUUCCGCAAAAUUUUUAGGUUCACUAGAUAAAGAUGAUACCCUUGAUGCGUCUUUGGAAAUCCAAAAGGCCUCUCUGAUGAUCAUCAACGACGCCCGGAAUGUCGGUACGCAUGUGAAGUCACAUCAACGAACAUUCAGCGAUAUUCAAAGCAACCAGGUUCAACUUCUACAUGGCAUGGGAUAUGUUCCUGUCUGUUAUAUUUCGUCGGCUGCCAUUGUCAUAAAGGUCAUGCAGCUUGACGACAACCGUGAGAAAUCCGUCGAUAUUGAGGUGAGGGAUGACUUACUUAUCUUGGAAACGUGCGCCGAUUCAACUCAAACGUUGAUUACCAUUUUAAAUGAGCUGGCGCCUCCUUCACCUCCAAACAAAGCGCUCAAAUAUCGCACCGAAGUCAUGCCAAUCGAUGACAUGCUAAGCUCCUUUACGGGGAACGCAUUCGACACGGACCCCAUAUCGGCGGGUGACAAUCUCUCCAACCUUCCCACCGUUGACGAAGACGAAAAUGAGAGUGGGUUGGCCGAGGAGCUGGAGUAUGUCAGUGACUUUUAUCCUAUGAUAUCGGGAACAGGCAAGCAUGAUGUUGGGAUGCACAUAUCAGGUGCUGGCAAUGCGGAUGAUGCUCCUCCUGGACUAGCUCAUGGGUCGAGAAGGCUCCUUGAAAGCUUCCAUUCUGAAGCUCACGUCACAUCCAGCGUUUCCAGUUUGGAUUUCCAGGAUAAUCAUUUCGCGCGGAAAUCUGCAGUUGGAGGCACAGCGCAUAGGUGGGACUCCACAUACAAUACCUACGCGCUUACCAAUGAUGCCAAACUCCGCGGUAGCCCGCUUAGAGUAAGGGUUCGCGACGUCCAUUUCAUAUGGAAUCUUUUUGAUGGCUUUGACUGGCAACAGACGAGAGAUACUAUUUCUAAAGCUGUCAAGGAUGUUGAGGCAAAGGCGAGUGAAAAAUUCGCCCGCAGUGGUGGACGUGCAUCUCCCCAAAUAGAUAGUGAAGAGGAUGUGAUUGGGGAUUUCCUGUUUAACUCCAUCUACAUCGGAAUCCCGUCGAAUCGAAACCCCCAACAACUGCGAGAAGACAUUAACGCUCAUAUCGAUGAUUUUGCCAGCGAGACAGGUAGCUUUACAACAACUACGACCAUGACUGACGGGACAGCAACCACAAUCAAACCUCCGUCGAAAAAGAACAAGAAACUCCGAUUGAGUCGUAGCAAACGCCAGAAGAUGACAUUUGAACUGAAGGGUAUAUCUGCGGAUUUAGUGGUGUUUCCUCCCGGAUCUGGAGAGACCCAAAGCUCAUUGGAUAUUAGAGUCAAUGAUUUGGAAAUUUUCGACCAUGUCCCAUCAUCUAACUGGAGAAAGUUUGCAACCUACAUGUAUGAUGCAGGCGAAAAGGAGAGCGGCACCGGCAUGGUUCACCUAGAAAUACUAAAUGUCAAGCCAGUGGCAGAGCUUGCCGCGUCGGAAAUUGUUCUUAAGGCAACUAUUCUCCCCCUUCGCCUUCAUGUUGAUCAAGAUGCUCUUGAUUUCAUGACUCGGUUCUUCGAAUUCAAAGAUGAUUCAGCGCCCGUUGACACUUCGCCAACCGACCAACCUUUCUUGCAGAGGGUCGAAGUGAAUGCCGUUCGUGUCAGAUUGGAUUUCAAACCAAAGAGGGUAGAUUACGGGAGCCUACGAUCCGGACGUACUACGGAAUUUAUGAACUUCUUCGUUCUCGAAGAAGCCGACAUGGUCCUCCGCCACGUAAUUAUCUACGGUGUUUCAGGAUUCGAGAAAUUAGGAGUAACCCUUAACGAUAUUUGGAUGCCGGACAUCAAAGCCAACCAGCUUCCAGGAGUUCUUGCAGGUUUAGCGCCCAUAAAGUCUCUUGUCGGCGUAGGUAGUGGAUUCAAGGACCUAGUCGUCAUUCCAAUGCGGGAGUACAAGAAAGAUGGCCGUGUUGUGCGCAGCAUCCAGAAAGGUGCCCUAGCAUUCGCCAAAACAACCACCAACGAACUUGUGAAGUUAGGUGCUAAGCUUGCCAUCGGUACCCAGACCGUCCUUCAAGGGACCGAAGAUUUCCUCACUACGCCAGGUGGCCUUGCGCCGCAACGAGCUUUCGCAACAACAGAUGAUGAUUCGGCGGACGAGGAGCAACAAAAGCAAUUCUCCCCUUACGCAGACCAGCCAGUCGGCGUCGUGCAGGGUUUGCGAGGUGCGUACGCGAGCCUUGAGCGUGAUCUUCUCAUGGCACGUGAUGCAAUGGUUGCUGUUCCCGGCGAAGUGAUGGAUAGUGGAAGCGCUCAAGGCGCUGCUAAGGCACUGUUAAAACGAGCCCCUACCGUGAUUUUGAGGCCUGCUAUUGGUGCAUCAAAGGCUCUUGGACAAACAUUAUUGGGCGCGGGAAAUUCACUGGAUCCUACCAACAGAAGACGAGUUGACGAUAAAUACAAACGGCACUGAGUGCUGUACCGGGAUAGCUGUACUCCAGGGGGUAUUUCUUUUUGCAUGGCUCUCUGUUUCGCAACGUAUCUUGCCUCCUCCCCUCCACCAUAUUCAUCCAGUUCACAACCCAGCCACGAAGUCUGAUUAUUGCUCACGAAUUAUCAUUGCUUCCCUUAAGAUUUUGCUUAUUUACCCUCUAUCGCGGACAUUUCUAGAGCAAUUUGAAGGACCAAGUUUUACAUUCAUGACCACGCAGAUCGGAUUUUAUGAGAAUGGAGUUUUAUAUCUUUUAUUUCUCAUUUUAUUUUUCUGGGGGUAAUUUUGACAAUUUUGGAGUUGCUAUUUUUUAUUUUUCCUUCUUUUAUGUUGGAACGAUACCCGUUUUAUGACAUAAGGAUUGUUUUGCCCUUCAUUGAGCGACAUUUAGUUUACCAUUACGAUGGCAAUUCUAUACAUACAUCAUGUUGUUCUAUGUGAUACUGUCCUCUCAUAUCGUGGCGUUGUUUUCUUUCUUUAUUUUGCUCUGUUAUGAGAUUGAUCAUUGUUAGCAUAUAUCUACUAGAUAAGCUUCUGGAUGUCAUUUCUGGAAAAUUCGGUCCUCAGUCUACUUAUUGGUUAGGUUCUCGUCCUCGGAAUCACAGAAUUCCCAGCUCUAUCACCCCUUGAGCAGAAAGAAGCAUAGAUGUGACCAGUUACAAAAUCUUUGAUCUUUUUUCAACCCCUAUUGCUGAAAACUAUCAGCUCGGGCAGACUGGGCUUUAAAUUUCCCCUUGUUUUUCUCCAUUAGGAAUCUACUUACAGCUGAUACCUUAACUUUUCCAAUCUGUACCCUGAAUAUAUGUCCCCAUAUGCUAUAUCUAUCAAACUACUUAGCUCUCGGCAGUCAGGCAAGCCCUCAGCUCAGUAGGCCUAACUGGAGCGAAACCGAGCUGACACACUACUAGCCACUGAAAGUUGAUAUUAUUGGUCUAAGCGCCUUGUCAUGGGAUGUUUUUUCGUGCAGAGGACAAUGUGCACCGCCUCAUGCAGCACCAAGCCACAUGUCGAACCACACCCAACGCAUUUGCUGUUAGAAUGUCUCGACACAUUCGAAAAUCAACUCAACUAGAAAGCAGCCAGCAAUGGAGAUCGUAGAUUUGAUAAGAACUUUGUUCACUUUGUUUCAAAACUCUGUGUUGCAUGUGUCAGUACCAUUGGAAAACAUGUGCUGGUAUCACGAACUCUCCACACAGGUGUCUGUGACAUACAUGCCGGAAUCGCCAUGCUCUAUCACCUAAAAGUAGCCAUUCCCGAAAUUGUAUCUUGUACAUUUCGAAAUGUCUUCAAUACUGUCACAAGCAAAAGUUUGCAGCAAUUUCUCACGCGUUGAUGCAAAGCGUUUGUUAAGAAUAAAUUCUGGAGGUCCACACCUACAUCAUCUUCGACUUUGCAGGAUAAUAUCCGUGGCGAAGUUGCCAAACAGACACGGAAGAAAAUAAUUGUUUCCUUCAAGCCGUUGAUCCAGCCUUUACGAGUCUAUCACACCAUUGGCCUUAAUUCCAUGAAAUACCCAUGAGAGGGAUGACAUGUGAAAGAUAACGGGAGAUGCAUGAACGUAACCCCCCUUCUCUUUCAUCUAGGACAAUACGUAGGCAUUGUACGGCGUCCUGCAGAAAAGCCCCGACUUGGUCCCGAGCGUGGUUGGUUCAAACUACCACAGGGUCCAGCAACAUGCCCAUUGGUUCCCAGGGAUGAAGAUUUUCCUUCUUCCUUCCUUUUGACCUCAUAGAAUAAAAUUUCAUAUUAUUUUGUGAAUAUGAGAGUGAUAUACAAUUUUUG